Molecule: messenger RNA, 1047 nt
Organism: Leptosomus discolor (cuckoo roller)
Lineage: Eukaryota; Metazoa; Chordata; Aves; Leptosomiformes; Leptosomidae
Gene: DSCC1
Product: DNA replication and sister chromatid cohesion 1
Biological process (GO): maintenance of mitotic sister chromatid cohesion; mitotic sister chromatid cohesion
Cellular component (GO): Ctf18 RFC-like complex; chromosome, centromeric region; chromatin
Source: RefSeq, a predicted model, not a curated record
CUGCAGCUGGAGCCGGGCCUCUGUGCCGAGCUGGAGGCGGGACGCAGCCUAGUAAUCCGCGGUGAAAAGGAUGAACAAGCAGUGUUGUGCAGCAAAGAUAAAACUUACGACAUGAAAAUAGCAGAUACCUCAAAUAUGCUGCUGUUUAUUCCUGGUUGCAAAACCCCAGAACAGCUGAAGGCAGAUCAAGCGUCUUGUAAUAUUAUUCAUUCACAGAUUGCUGGUUUCUCCAAUAACUAUUGGGAAUUAAGGAGACGUCGACCGAAAUUGAAGAAACUGAGGAAGCUUUUAAUGGAAGAUCCAUAUGAAGGGCCAGAUAGUCAGAAAGAUCAGACUUUGACAUUUUCGAAGUAUACAACAGAAGAUCUGUUAAGUCUGAUUCAAGCGAGUGAAGAAGAAAUAUUGCACCAAUUGCAGGUUAUAGAUGCCUGCAAAAUUGAAGGAUAUUGGAGAAUUCUAGAAUUUGACUAUGAGAUGAAACUCUUGAAUCACGUGACUCAGCUAAUAGACUCAGAGUCCUGGUCUUUAAGUAAGGUUCCUUUACGUACCUGCCUUGAGGAACUUGGAUCUUUAGAGCCCACAGAGAUGAUAGAACAUAUUCUUUUAAGCUAUGGAAGGAAAUACACUGAUGAUGGGGAGGUUUACUUUGAAAUGCGUGAAGAUAAAAUAUGUAGAGCUAUAGCGCAAAUGCUUUUGCAAAAUGCAGUUAAAUUCAAUCUGUCGGAGUUUCAAGAAGUCUGGCAACAAAGUGUCCCUGAAGGGAUGACAACAAGGCUUGAUCAGCUUAAGGGCUUGGCUCUUGUGGAUAAAAGCUUAAGACCAGAGACCAUCUUUCUGCUAAAAGUAGAAGACUUGCCUGAAGACAACCAGGAAAGAUUCAACAGCUUAUUCAGCAUACGGGGAAAGUGGACAGAAGAGGAUAUUACCCCUUAUAUACAAGACUUAUGUGCAGAGAAGCAGACAGUUGGUGCUCUUCUGACAAAAUAUGCUCGCUCCUCAAUGCAGAAUGGUGUUAAAGUUUAUAAUUCUAGAAGACCCAUCUCAUAA